AUGGCCGGCUCCUCCUCCGACACCUCAGGCGGCAUGAGCGGCGCGCUCGUCGCGACGAUCGUCCUCACGGUGCUGGCGGCCGUGGCGGGCGGGAUCUACAUGUCGGGGGCGGCGGACGACGUGGUCAAGUUUGUGAUGGAGAAGUAUUUCAAGGCGGAGGCGAAGGCGGAGGAGAAGAUGUUGGAGAAGAGUGGGGAGACGGCGGCGGAGGGGUUCUUGAAGGAUCGGCUGAAGAAGAACCCCGUCGUCUCCAACGAUGAGCUCAACCAGGUUUCCGGCGGCCUGGGCGACGAGGCGGCCAAGGAGUUUGGGAAGGAUUUCGGCAAGGGCGGGCUCGGGCAGGGUAUCGGGAAGGCUUUUGAUUAG
Molecule: messenger RNA, 366 nt
Organism: Letharia columbiana
Lineage: Eukaryota; Fungi; Ascomycota; Lecanoromycetes; Lecanorales; Parmeliaceae
Exons: 2
Coding region: 1-366 (121 amino acids)
Source: RefSeq, a predicted model, not a curated record